GUCGUCGGCGGAGGUAAUUUUGAGCAGAGCAUAACUAAUCCAUCACGCAAGGACUCAUUCCAGUUCUAUUUAAUCCGGCACUUUCCUCCAUUUUUAACGGAAUUUGGUAUGGCCUCAUGUAUGCUUUCUUGCCGAUCCGUUCUCCGGGAUCCACGUCAGGAUCAUGCCUGUCAUCUACAGGCGUUCGCCGGCGGCAACAUCGAAGCUUCUUGCUCGUCGUCGACUCCAACAUUGAAAAUGGAUGGUUGUAGAAGGGGUGUAUGGUCGGAGAAACCAAGAAGUUUGUUCUCAGUUUUCGGAGUCGACGUCGCCUGUCACACUGAGAUCGCGGCCGCCGCCAGUCCAAUUGAUCUUCAGUUUUGGUGAGCUCGACACUGUUUGUUGUGAUGGGAAGAAAUCAGAAUUUGGGGAAUGAGUUACUAUUAGGUCCUUAAUUGCAAUUACCAGUAACUAUAAAUUCUUUUAAUAAAUAUUGUAUUCUUUA
Linum trigynum is the source of this 484-nucleotide messenger RNA. NCBI's taxonomy places the organism in Eukaryota, Viridiplantae, Streptophyta, Magnoliopsida, Malpighiales, Linaceae. The record is from the annotation of a GenBank genome assembly.